UUCUGUUUGCCACCAGGCCCCUGCUGCCAUUGGCCAGGGCCUCCCACGUGACGAGGAAUUGGCUGCAAUUUCGCCCCAGCCUGGAGUUUAGCAGAGCAGGGUCCCCCUCCGCCUGUAUUAUCAGCAAUAUAACAAUUAUAAAAAGCCCGAGGACCGUCAUCAUCCCCGCCAUCAAAAACCCAAGCCCUCCGAUUUCUCUCCCUCUCCCCCUCCUCCUCCUCCUCCUCCUCCCUCUCCCCCGCCUCCCUCCCGCUUUUUAAACCCCGGGCCCUGGAAAAGCCAUGAAUUUUGAAUUUGAGAGGGAGAUCGGGUUUAUAAAUAGCCAGCCUUCGCUCGCGGAGUGCCUGACGUCUCUCCCCGCUGUCCUGGAGACAUUUCAAACUUCAUCAAUCAAGGACUCGACGUUAAUUCCUCCUCCUUUCGAGCCAAGCCUCCUCCAGAGCCUGAGCCCUUGUUGCGGCAGCCGGGCGAGCCCGAGGAGCCCGAGCCGAGCGCGGCACGGCCCGGCCCGGCCCGCGGCCCCGCCCGGCCCCCGGGCAGCGCCCUUCCCCUGGAUGAAGGAGAAGAAAUCGUCCAGGAGAGCCAGCCAGGCUCCGGCCGCUUCGUCCCCACCAUCCUCAUCCUCCUCCUCCUCCUCGCUGCCGGUGCCCGCCGCGGGAUCCCCCGCAGAGGCUCCGGGGCUGUCGGACAGCGGCGGCUCCAGGCGCCUCCGCACCGCCUACACCAACACGCAGCUGCUGGAGCUGGAGAAGGAAUUCCACUUCAACAAGUACCUGUGCCGGCCGCGGCGCGUGGAGAUCGCGGCGCUGCUGCAGCUCACCGAGCGCCAGGUCAAGGUGUGGUUCCAGAACCGCCGCAUGAAGCACAAGAGGCAGACGCAGCACAAGGAGGAGCCCGUUUGGGCCGGGCCGGAUGCAGGCGGCGAGGCCGAGACCUGCCCCGCGUUGGGCGCCAUCGAGGAGCGCGCGGGGAGCGCAGAGCGGCCGCCGCCGCCGGAGCUCGGCGUGUUCUCGCUGGAGCCGUGCCUGGAGCUCGCCCAGGGGCUUUCUCCGGGUGGUCUGGGGUCCCUGGAGAGCCCCCUGCGCUUCUCCGAGGAGGAGCUGGAGCUCUUCAGCAGCGCGCUCUGCACCAUGGACCUGCAGGAUUUGGAUUUUCCCUAGCGGGGGGUGCUCCUGCCCUGCCCUGCCGGAGGGUUUGGGGAGGUCAGCCUGGGAGCGGGCACUGCCAGCACCCCGAAACCUGCCCGGAGAGAAGGGGAACCCCAAAAAUCUGCCCCGAGAGAAGGGGAACCCCAAAAAUCUGGCCUGAGAGAAGGGGAACCCCAAAAAUCUGGCCUGAGAGAAGGGGAACCCCAAAAAUCUGGCCGGAGAGAAGGGGAAACCCUGAAAUCUGCCCCGAGAGAAGGGGAACCCCAAAAAAUCUGGCCUGAGAGAUAGGGAACCCUCAAGAUCUGGCUUGAGAGAAGCUGAACCCCCAAAAUUUGGCCUGAGAAAAGGGGAACCCUCAAAAUCUGCCCUAAGAGAAACUGAACCCUCAAAAUCUGCCCUGAGAAAAGGGGAACCCUCAAGAUCUGACCUAAAAGAAGGAGAAAGCCUAAAAUCUGGCUUAAAAUAAGGGGGAAACCCGAAAUCUGACCUAAAAUAUGGAGAAUCCCCCCAGACUGGCCUAAAAGAAGAGGAAAACCUCAAAUGUGCCCUAGAAGAAGGGGAAUCCCCCAAAAUCUGGCCCAAAGGAAGGGGACCCAUCCCAAAAUUUGUGCUAGAAGAAGGGGAAGCCCCAAAAUCUGCCCUAAAACAAUGGCCCAUGCCCCAAAAUCUGCCCUGAAAGAAGGAGGAGCCCCCAAAAUCUGGCUUAAAAGGAGAACCCACCCCAAAUCUGCCCUAAAAGAAGGGUAACCCCUAAAAUCUGCCCUAAAAGAAGGGGAGCCCCCCAAUAUAUGCCCUAAAACAAGGGCCCACACCUCAACAUCGGCCCUAAAAGAAGGGGAACCCCUAAAAUCACCCCCAAGCCAUUUCCCAUCCAGUCCCCUCCUCCCCGUUCCGUUUGGAAGCUCCAAACCGCCCUCCCAAUAUUUAUUCCAGAAGGUGAAAGAGCCGCCCAAGUUUUGCUAAAAUUCAGGUAUUUCAUGAUAAUUUUAUUUAUUUUUUCCCCCCCUUAUUUAUUUCCAAGGAAGCAGCCGGUAGUUCUCACUCACGGGGGCGAUUUCAGCCCCUCGAGAGAAAAAAUAAAUUAAAUUUAUAAAUCCUCCUCCCCAGCGACUUUCUCAGGAAUCAGAACGAUACUUUUAGAUUUCGUAAUAAAAUUUUUAAAAUAAAAUUAAAAAAAAAAAAAUCAGGGGAAUUUUCCUUCCUCUUUUUACGUUUUAGAUGUAGAUUAUUUAUUCAAAUCCUUUCGUAGCAAAGGGCAAAUUAUUUAUUGUAUAUUAUUUUCAUAGAGUA
Molecule: messenger RNA, 2438 nt
Organism: Passer domesticus (house sparrow)
Lineage: Eukaryota; Metazoa; Chordata; Aves; Passeriformes; Passeridae
Gene: HOXB2
Product: homeobox B2
Exons: 2
Coding region: 282-1160 (292 amino acids)
Biological process (GO): regulation of transcription by RNA polymerase II
Cellular component (GO): nucleus
Molecular function (GO): RNA polymerase II cis-regulatory region sequence-specific DNA binding; DNA-binding transcription factor activity, RNA polymerase II-specific
Source: RefSeq, a predicted model, not a curated record